AUGUGGUGAUAUGUUAGUUGAAAAUACAACGGGACACUGUUGGCCCUCGUGUCUUGUAGUGGUUUGUUUACAAAACAUUCUAUCGGAGUUGUUGAAAUGUUCAUUUCACCUGCCCCGGCUCGGUCUUGUUUUGACACAUCUACGUGGGUCUUAAAUAACGCCAACUGACGACGCUUCCGUCCUACUGUCAAGAAACCUGUGGUUGCAGCAUGCUCAGACUUCAGAAGCGCCUCGCGUCUAGCGUCCUGCGCUGUGGCAAGAAGAAGGUGUGGCUAGACCCCAAUGAGACCAAUGAGAUUGCUAAUGCAAACUCUCGCCAGCAAAUCAGGAAAUUGCUGAAGGAUGGGCUGAUCAUCAAAAAGCCUGUGACAGUUCAUUCCCGUGCUCGCUGCCGCAAGAACACACUUGCACGUCGCAAAGGACGUCACACUGGCUACGGAAAGAGAAAGGGAACAGCCAACGCUCGUAUGCCCGAAAAGCUUGUAUGGAUGCGGCGCAUGAGAAUCCUCCGUAGACUUCUCCGUCGCUACAGGGAGUCUAAGAAGAUCGACAGGCAUAUGUAUCACAGCCUCUACCUGAAAUCAAAGGGCAAUGUCUUCAAAAACAAGCGCAUCCUGAUGGAGCACAUUCACAAGUUGAAGGCAGACAGGGCUCGCAAGAAGCUUCUCGCGGACCAGGCUGAGGCUCGGCGCACCAAGAACAGAGAGGCUCGCAGACGAAGAGAGGAGCGUCUCCUGGCCAAGAAGGAGGAACUAGUCAAGGGCUUGGCUGAGGAGGCUUCAAAGUGAAGAGGAAUGCGGCACACUCACGUUUUUCUAUAAACGGCUGUAAUAAACAGGAUAUGUGGUCCUGCUUUGUGGACGCCAGUGUUUUGUUAAUACCAUUGGAGUUGGUUGCAGUUUUUCACCAGAAAGCAAAAGAUUAAGAAUAUAAAAUAUCCUUGAUACCUUUUUUUUGU
Molecule: messenger RNA, 958 nt
Organism: Synchiropus splendidus (mandarinfish)
Lineage: Eukaryota; Metazoa; Chordata; Actinopteri; Syngnathiformes; Callionymidae
Product: 60S ribosomal protein L19-like
Exons: 6
Coding region: 210-788 (192 amino acids)
Biological process (GO): translation
Cellular component (GO): cytosolic large ribosomal subunit; ribosome
Molecular function (GO): structural constituent of ribosome; RNA binding
Source: RefSeq, a predicted model, not a curated record